Molecule: messenger RNA, 1572 nt
Organism: Oppiella nova
Lineage: Eukaryota; Metazoa; Arthropoda; Arachnida; Sarcoptiformes; Oppiidae
Source: the annotation of a GenBank genome assembly
UUAGGUAUUCCUAACCCACAGGAAUGGCCGGGAGAGUUAGGUCAAGGAGUUACUGUUCCCGAAGACCAAGAGACUUAUGAUAAAUACUUUAAAGUACAACAGUUUAAUAUAUUGGCGAGUGAUAGGAUUGCUUUGAACCGCACUUUAAAGGACUCUCGAAUGGAAAGUUGUCUAACGAAACAAUAUGCAAAUGAAUUGCCAAAUGCAAGCGUUAUAAUAGUCUUCCACAACGAGGCCUUUUCAACACUCAUUCGCACUCUUCAUAGUGUUAUUAAAACUUCAUCUAAUCUUCUGUUGGAAAUCAUUUUAGUGGACGACUCUUCCACUAAAGUUUACUUAAAACAACACCUCAACCAUUAUGUAAGACAACUAUCGGUGCCAAUGAAAAUCAUACGUAUGGGCCGCAGAUCUGGUCUCAUUCAGGCCAGACUUUUGGGCUCAGCUCAUGCCAAGGGACAGGUACUUGUCUUCCUUGACUCUCACUGUGAAUGCAAUGAGGGAUGGCUCGAGCCCUUACUCGACCGGAUAGCUGAUGACCGAACUCGUGUCGUUUGUCCCAUAAUCGAUGUGAUCGAUGAAAACAAUUUUGCGUACAAUACAGCAAGUGAUAUGACAUACGGAGGAUUCAAUUGGAAGAUAGGGUUUCGUUGGUAUAGCGCACCCGAUAGAGAGCUUAUAAGAAGGAAUAACGACCGAUCCCUACCUCUCAGAAGUCCCACUCUUUCGGGUGGACUCUUUGCAAUCGACCGACAGUUCUUUGAAUACAUUGGCAAAUAUGACUCCAAAAUGAUUAUAUGGGGCGCAGAGAAUCUCGAGUUUAGUUUUAGGAUAUGGAUGUGUGGAGGAAGUAUAGAAAUCGUCACCUGUUCCAGAGUUGGGCACGUAUUUCGAAGCAAAACUCCGUAUACCCUUCCCGGGGGAAGUAAUUACAUUGUGUGGCACAACACCGCAAGAUUGGUUGAUGUCUGGUUGGAUGAGUGGAAAGAAUUCUUUUAUGCCUUACAUCCCGGCGCCCGACUUAUAAGACGUGAAAGUAUCGACGAAAGGGUAUUAUUUCGAAAGCAACGAAAGUGUAAAUCAUUUAAAUGGUAUUUAGAUAAGAUAUACCCUGAGUCUCAGUUGCCUCAAGACUACAACUUUUUGGGAGACAUACGAAAUAUGAACAAAGAAGACCUCUGUUUGGAUACUUUGCACACCGAAGAGGGAACUCUUGUGUUGAAUGAUUGUUCAUUGAAUAAAAAUGAACAAAUAGUUUAUAACCAACUAUUUAUUUAUACGAAACAAAAUCAAAUACAAAACGAUGAAAAUUGUUUAGAAAGCAUUAACGAAAAAGUUUCGAUGAGAAGUUGUAUAGAUAGUGAUGUUUAUCAGAAAUGGAUAUAUGAUACCAAUAGUCUUACAUUAACUCAUGAGUUUACUAAUUUGUGUCUAGAUAUCAGUGACCACGCUCAAUUAGUAGUAAAAGAAUGCGAAGGCGACCAAAUAAGUCAAAAGUGGUUUUUUCGCGACAACUUUCAGUGGCAAUCGUCCGCACAUUUACACCAAUCUAUCAAUAACUCUAUGACUGAGCAU